UAUUCAACGAAUUUGCUCUGAUCUGUUGUGCGGUUAAUUAUCGGAUGUUGUUUAAACUGCAGUUGUCAACCUACCAGAUACGCGAAUGUUUAUCCGUGACCACACCUCCGCGCUAAGUCAAAAUCGAAUUCAAAUUAAUUUCCGAACGUGACGCAAAUACAUUUUAAAUGGCCAAAGCCGCUGUGUAGGUGUGAGUGCUUUUCUGUUACAGAAGUGAAAAGAACGUUUUGCGCGAAUAAAUGACAACCACAAGUCCGAGUGAGAUGAAUACAAACAGCAGAGGAUUGGAUUCCACCGCAGACGUGCUCCCUUUGAGUGGUGGCAACAGCUCUCCCUUAACCCCAGAAAGCAACAACGAGAACGGAGUCCAGAAGAAUGCCAGCACCAUGGGUCUAAUCAGCACACAGAGAGCUAUAGAUGCCACCAAGCGGAAAAAAAUUAAGCCGCGCAACAUAGCAGCUUCUACUUCAGACCCUAAACCCGAAAAAACGGCGGCCACCCUUAAUCAUCCUAAGUCCAGUGCAGCCAACAGAACCGAAAUUAACUAUUCCAAGGAUCAUCUCGAUGCCUGGCUUGAGAACUGUUUACGGGAUGCCACAAACGCCCAGUUGUCAUCCUCAUCUGAGUUUUUGGACUUCAUCCCGCCCACAGCUCCAGCUCGCAAGCAAAUGUUUGUAUGUCAACAGCAGCAGCAGCAGCAACAGCAGCAACAGCAGCAGCAACAACAGGAACAACAACAACAGAUUAAACAGCUACAGUACCAGAAGCAGCAGGAGUAUUCGAAGCGUUCACAGCCAUAUGGUGUUGGCUUAGGAACGCCCUUUAGAUUGGGAAUACAGCGCCACUCGCACUCCCUUAGUCAUCGAUAUCCGAUGCUAAUCCCACCCCAGACCCUUAAUGGCUGUGGCAUAAGCUAUGGUUGUGAUGGUGGCCAGGAGUUUGCUAGCUUACCUCCACUGGUCAACAUGAUGGGAGGAGCAGGAGGCACUGGCUCCGAGCACGAACCAAAUUCCACUGAUGUACUGGAUGGAAGAGGGUUUCGAUUCAGCGAUCCAUGCCUUUUGAACCCCUCCGAUAACGACUCCAAGUUGAGUGGUCAGAAUACCCCAGAGUGUCGGAAUGGCAACAACAAUGGCGUCGGCUGCGAUCUGUCAGAGCAAAACAAAUUUUUCGCGGCCCUAAUGGAACAAAUAAACAUGUUGCAUGACACCAAUUCGAAGAUCUGCCGUAACUUGCAUGAAACAAAAGUUGAAAUCGAAGCUUUAAAGCACGCUCCUAGUGGCCACCCUUGGGCGGGAGUCGGCUCGGGCGGCAUGCGGCACCGUAGAGAUAGCUUGAGCGGAUUAAGCACACAAAGUCAACCUCUGGUAUUUGGCGGUGGAAUGGGCGGGACUCACAGCCCGGCACCCACCUUUCAUUCAGGCGCUUACACUCCGGGAAUGAUGACUGAUGUUGUGCGCGAAGUAAAGGAGGCCGCUCGCGUUCGCGAAGAUGCACUGCUCAGUCGAGUUAAAUCAAUGGUUGAGGAGCGACAAUGGUCCCUGAACGAGGGCAAUGCCCGUGUUCUGCGAGAUAUUGAUGAUCUGAAGUCCCAUGUAAUGCAGUUGCGACUGGAGAAAAAGGAGACUAAUAAGCGGCUGUCAUAUCUUGAGGCCGAAAACAAAUGCCUGCGCCAAGCUCUAGCCGGUUGCUAUAACCAGCGGCAAACAUAUCACGACAUAAUCUACGAAAAUGACCGAGCCCGUGGAUCCCGAAAGCCAUUUCCAAAUGGAGGUGGCGCCGGAGCGUUUGGAGUCAGAAGGGCGCAAUCCUUUAACCUGCAGUACGGAACGAUGCAUCAAACGCCAAAUCAAACAACGCACUCUCUGGAAGAGGAUGACGAAAUAGUGGAGGAACAAGUUUUGGAGCAGGACGAGCUAGAGUCCCUGACUGGCAACAAAAGGCAGUCUUGUUCGAGCAACGAAUCCCGCAGCAACGGGAUACAGACUUCAACCUCAAACGCUCACUCCCUGACACCUAAAUUGCCACAGCAAACAAUACGGAGCCCUCCCACUUUUGCGCUGAUUUCAGAUCAGGAAGACCCGGGAAAUCCGCCACCACUUCUGCCGCGCAAGAAAGAGCACGCUCAGUUAAAAAGGGAGCUUAGUGAAGCGGACGCCGCACGUAAGGAGGCAAAUCAACGUAUAAUUGCCCUUGAAAAAUUGGUUAAAGACCUAAAUGCCCAGGUGGCUGACCAGCCAAGAUGGAACCCGAGCCUAUCUGGCGCAGCUCUGGCAACGAAAGUCAGCAUGGCGGACGGUCCGGUCACAGACUUAUAGUCUUAGCUAUUGGCCUCCGGCUCGAAACCAAAACGCCAGCAGCAGGCAAUGCGGGUCACUAAGUUAUAGCAGCCUGACCUACGUGAACGGUCACUUCAACUACAAUGCACCUUUCGCUUCAAAAUUAUUUAUAACUCAGUAACCUGUUCAUAAGCUCUUACUUAUUACUUAGAAUGCUUUAAUUCCGUCUCAACUAAUUAUUUUAUCAAAAUCAUUUUUAAAACUCGAGCUCGUAGUUCGAUUAUAUAUUUGGCUAGCGCAAAAAAUAUUUGUUUACUAAAAAUAAGUUGUUACUAAAACUUGAUGAUGAAUGUGGUGUUCUUUAGCAGGUCACCAAUAUUUUGUAAUGAAGAUAUUUUAACAAAUUAUGAACGAUCAUUCUAAAAUGAUUAACUAAAAAAGUGUACCUAUUGAAAUGAACAAAAAUCAAAAUGUAGUAUAUAGAAACAAUUAUAUUUACUAGAAUAAGUGUAUACAAAGUUGGCCAAGAAUGUGUUGUCGCUAACCAUAUUUUUUAAGUGCCAUUUGAUUAAACUGAAAUAAACUAAGGACCACGAAAAUCACUUAGCGCUGAAUGGGUGUGUGUUUCUCAUGUGCAUCAAUGUAAAUUCAAUAUGAAUUCAGCGCUAAGGGAUUCGGG
This is a messenger RNA of Drosophila subpulchrella, 2958 nucleotides long. RefSeq names its product BEACH domain-containing protein lvsC. The record is from RefSeq and is a predicted model, not a curated record. Lineage: Eukaryota; Metazoa; Arthropoda; Insecta; Diptera; Drosophilidae. Bases 240 to 2318 code for a protein of 692 amino acids. The transcript is spliced from 10 exons.